Molecule: messenger RNA, 1922 nt
Organism: Bufo gargarizans (Asiatic toad)
Lineage: Eukaryota; Metazoa; Chordata; Amphibia; Anura; Bufonidae
Gene: B3GALT4
Product: beta-1,3-galactosyltransferase 4
Exons: 2
Coding region: 291-1343 (350 amino acids)
Cellular component (GO): membrane
Molecular function (GO): N-acetyl-beta-D-glucosaminide beta-(1,3)-galactosyltransferase activity
Source: RefSeq, a predicted model, not a curated record
CCCUCCCCCGCCAUACAUCCAGUCUUACGUUACUGCUUCCUCGCAGCUUACAUUGUACAGACGAGGCAGAGCGGAGAGGCUGCGGGAGGACAGCGUGCGGCCCCUUCUCACACCAGGACUGACCCUAUGAGGCGGAGGCAUCUCCUGGGGCUUCACCGAUGAGGACUCGAGGCGGAGGAUGUCUCUUGGGGCUCCACUGAUGAGGAUUUGGUCUUCUACCUCAACUGCUGUCGGGGGCAGCCAUAUUUAUUUGAUGUUCUGUCCAUGAUCUACAAGAAGACUCCGCCAUCAUGCUCCCGUGUACCGCCACCCGCCUGCGCCCGCUCCUCCUCCUCCGCCGGCGCUGGCCGCUGAUCUUCCUUCUGGCCUCUCUGAUGUUCUUCCUCAGUGUCAUGGGGUAUCUUGAAGAGUUCCUCUCCGGGAUCCUUUCUAUCUUUUACUCCAUGCCUUCUCCUGUGUCUUCACCUCGAGUCCUGAACGUUCCCAUCCCCCCUUUCCUGCUGUCUCCAGCCAGGGCCUGCUCGUUGCCGCCAUUUCUCCUCAUCCUGGUGUCCAGCGCUCCUUCCCACAGAGACAGGAGGGACGCAAUCCGCCAGACAUGGGGGAACCUCGCGUCUUCCACGGCCUCCUCGUCUCUCACCCUCUUCGUUCUGGCUGUGCCAAAGUCACCGGAAGAGCGGGCGGCUUUGAUGCAUGAGGCGGUGACCCACAGAGACAUCAUUCAGGCCAACUUCUCUGACUCUUACCGGAACCUGACGCUGAAAACCAUCACAGGGCUGACGUGGGCCCUGGAAAAAUGCAGAGGGGCCCGGUUCCUGCUCAAGACUGACGAUGACGUUUUCGUGAACACCGUGCAUUUGUCGCAGUUCUUACAAAGCGAAAGCGGCCUCCACUACAUGGGGCGGCUGCACUGGCACGUGAGCCCCUACAGGGACCCCGAGAACCGCCAUUACGUAUCGCAAGAGAUGUAUGGGGGCAACUAUUUCCCGCCCUACUGCAGCGGCACCGGCUAUGUCCUGUCUAGUGAAGCUGCUGCGCUCAUCUUGGGGCAGCUGCCGAGCGGCCCGUGGCCGGCAGUGGAGGACGUCUAUGUCGGUAUCUUGGCCAAGGCAGCUGGCAUCGCUCCGAGACACGUGGUAAAGAUCGCCGGAUCCAUGUCUGUGCCGCACACCCCCUGCUGCUAUCGGAUCAUGUUCACUUCUCAUGGACUGAUGCCAGAGGGCAUGCAGGAAGCCUGGGAGAUGCUGAAGGCGGCCGAGAAUCGUUGGUGCCCCUCGCUGAGCAUGCUCUUCUGUAAAGUAUUCGGGCAGAUGUUGGAAAAAGGAAGCGAGGGGGUGCACUGAGGCAGGACGGGCAGUGAAUGGAGGCAUCCCCAGGUGUGGCACUAACGGUGCCUUCUGGGUGCAGUCAUUGCCUGGUACGGUCCCUGCAGGCCGCAGCUUACUGCCAGGACUGGGAUCAUACAGGGCGGCUACGAAAAACAGACCUGGUGGGUCCACAUUCCAGUACGCUGUUUUCCACCCCACCCCACCCCCACACGCACCUUAUAAUCGGAAUCAGGUUUCUUCACAAGCGGCAGAAAAAUAGCUCUGACGUCUGAGCGAGGCUUGCGGAAAACCUGUGCACGUGAGGUGGUAACGACCCAGUUCAGAUCAAUGGGAAUCGCUGAAAUUCUGUCAACAAAUCUGCCGCAUGUGAACGUGCGCCAACUCCAGGGCGCGUGUAAUGACCGAUGCGGCAGAAGUGACGCUCUGCAGGCUGCAGCUGUUACGGAGCAGAAGCCUCACAACUGCACGCUUUCCCCAUACUUCGCAGGCACACUUCUGGAUUCCUCAGGAUAGGUCAUCAGUAUCUGAGCGGUGGGGUCCGACACCCAGGACCCCCGCCGAUCGGCUUGUUUGUGACGCUUCUUGCAGCUUUUC